Molecule: messenger RNA, 1316 nt
Organism: Acanthopagrus latus (yellowfin seabream)
Lineage: Eukaryota; Metazoa; Chordata; Actinopteri; Spariformes; Sparidae
Gene: zmynd12
Product: zinc finger, MYND-type containing 12
Exons: 8
Coding region: 1-1107 (368 amino acids)
Molecular function (GO): protein binding
Source: RefSeq, a predicted model, not a curated record
AUGGAGGCUAAACCCCGAAUUGUGGGCGCAACAUCCGAGGUAGUUCCUCUUGCCUUACCCAAAGGAACGACGAAGUUGUGUGAACUUUGUCAGAGAGAAGCCCACCUGCAGUGCACCGAGUGUCGGGUCACCUUUUACUGUCAUGCAGAGCACCAGCAGGCUGACUGGGUGGGGAUCCACGAGCGAAUCUGUCCAUUGCUCGUUCCCAUACGCACCCAAACACUCUCUAGUCUCCAGGAGGCGGGUCGCAUUGAAAUGAAGCUCAAAAAGGCAGAGCUGAUUGAGAUUUGCAAGCUUGUGGCUCAGAGCAAGCUGUCUGCGGGGAAACACCAGGAGGCUCUGCCUGCCGCCCAGUUCUGCCUUCGCUGCUCCAUAGACGUCCACGGCCCCCGUUCUGUCCAUCUGGUCCCUGCCUACCUGCUGCUGGCCGAGGCCAACACGGGUUUGGGUAAUCUAACCAUGGUGGCGGAGCUCCUAUCCCAGGCAGAAUGGGUGGUGUUGAAGAGCCCAGAAUGUGGUCACGCAGUCCACCAUCGGCUGCACAGGAGUCUGGGCCGCCUCCACACAGCAACUGGAAACCUGGAGGCAGCUCUGCUUAACUUUGCAAAUGAUAUAUACUUUGCCAGCGAGGCGUAUGGUCUGGACAGCACUGUCACCUGUGGUGGCUACUAUCUCAUGGCUGAUGUGUUUGCCAAACAGGGGAAGGUGCCUGUUGCUUGUUCCUUGUACUCUGAGGUGGCACGUACUUGGCACUAUCAUCUGACCAAACUCCUUGAGACCCACAUGCAAAAUGUGCAGAAUCCUGCCGUGUCGUUUGAACCCUCCUGUGACAAUGCACAGCGAGUCGAGGUGGAUGAGAUGUUACGAACCAUGUUGGAGUUUGAGCAGAAUCGCUCAGGAAAAGACUCUGCUCAGAUUGCACUGGUGGCCCACUGCCUGGCCAUGCUGUGUUUCCUCGGAGGAGACUAUCUCAAGGCACUGGGAUUUUGCAGCGAGGCCCUGCAGGCCAGCCAGCUGAUACCAAAUCAUGACCUGACGGAGCCCAUCCAGGGCCUGCUGCAGCUGGUGCAGGGUCUGCAGACAGAACCACGUCCCGGUUUGGACUAGUCGGCGUACCUGUUCCAUAAGGGCUGCUGAUUUAACCCACAAUGGUUUCUUCCAGUGUCAAUGUAGAAACCACUGAGCUGGGCGCAAUUAAACAUUUUUUACAGGUACAGUUUAGAGAUGUUGUGAACUGAUGUAAUGCUGUACUCUGAGCACACGAAACAAAUGUUUAUAUGGAAAUGUUUAAUAAAAGCAGUAAAAGAAAGAGGGGA